CAACAGACCGCGGGACAAGCCGGAGGCGGAGCUUAAGUACCAAGUAAUCGGCCUCCGCCUCACGCAGUGGCACCUCCCUCCCCGCGGAGUCGCAAGCACGGGCGGCUGCAGUCGGUAACGGUCAGUCCAGGCCUGCGCAUGCGCGGAGAGCCCCCGCGCAACCUGGAGCGGGCCGGGCGCGCGCGGCCUUCUGGGAGUUGUAGUCCUCAGUCCUCGCCCUCGCGGGCUUUGAUUCCCGUGGUGCCCCGGGCGGCCCGUUUCCGGCGCGGCUACGGGUCGGCGCACGCGGCCUCGGUCCGGUUGACUGCGGAGCCAUGGAGGGCGGCUUCGGCUCGGAUUUCGGGGGCUCUGGCAGCGGGAAGCUGGACCCAGGGCUUAUCAUGGAGCAGGUGAAAGUGCAGAUCGCCGUGGCCAACGCGCAGGAGUUGCUGCAGAGAAUGACGGACAAGUGUUUCCGGAAGUGUAUCGGGAAACCUGGGGGCUCCCUGGACAACUCCGAGCAGAAGUGCAUCGCCAUGUGCAUGGACCGCUACAUGGACGCCUGGAACACCGUGUCCCGCGCCUACAACUCGCGGCUGCAGCGGGAACGAGCCAACAUGUGACCGGCGGGCCGGUGGCCACCCCACCCUGUUUAUUUCCAUAAACGUGCUUUGAGAGGUGGGGCCCUCAUGUGCGUACUGCCUGCCCGGGGCUUAGGGGGGUGGCUCCGGUGCUGGGACAGAUGGGACUGUGUUCUCACCACCCCCCGGCCUGCCCCCUGCCAGCCAGCGCAGCCUGCGUCUCGGGGUGAGCGGCCCUGUGCCUUCCCAAGGUGCUGCCAGCCCAGAGGCACCUUCUUCAGGCUUUGGGGUAUUCCCCUGGUGUGCCCAGGUCAGCCUCAUAUUCUGGGUGGAGAACUCUUGUUUGGAGUUUGGAGUUGGCCGGGGUCAGACCCCACCUGAGCUGUCACCUCCCGCGCAUGGGCAAAUAAAUUGUUGGGGGAGGG
This is a messenger RNA of Sapajus apella (tufted capuchin), 985 nucleotides long. RefSeq names its product translocase of inner mitochondrial membrane 13 (gene TIMM13). NCBI's taxonomy places the organism in Eukaryota, Metazoa, Chordata, Mammalia, Primates, Cebidae. The transcript is spliced from 3 exons. The record is from RefSeq and is a predicted model, not a curated record. Bases 315 to 602 code for a protein of 95 amino acids.